CUUAUGACCGAUAAUCAUUAGACAACUGAGAUAAGACUGACAACAUAAUCUCCAAAUAGAAAUUACAAUCCUAUGAAUUCAUCAAUAUAAUUCAUUCCAGAUCUUACCCAAGAAAAUCAAACAGAUUAGGUUCCUUUGCCUUAAAAAGAAACCAUAAAAAAGGGGAUUCUAAAAACAUUUUACUAUGAAGUACAUAAUUGUUCAAAUAUUUUAGGAUAUUAAAAGGAAAAAGAUAAUUGGAUGCAAUAUUUAUGUGAAUGAAAUGAAUGAAUAAUAAUUGUAACUAUCUAAGCGUGGAAGUAUUGAAAUCGUUAUUUCUUAGAGUAAUGCAGGAUUUGUAUGGCUGACGAAGAAACUUCCAGAUUCAUAACUCCUUGUGCUUGCAAAGGAACUUUAAUGUUUGUUCAUGAAGAAUGUCUAAAAUUGUGGAUAUUAUAAAAGAAUGGUAUUGAAGACGUAUUCAAAGAUAAAGUAAUUUGUUUAUAAAAUAUAAAUAGGUUAAAUGCGAAUUAUGUUCCUAUAGAUUUAGAAUGAGAAUGUCGAUCGUUAACAGAGUUAAUUUAAAGAGAAUCUCUGAAGUACCAUCUCAUUAGAAGAUUUGUUGGUUAGUUUAUUUGUUUGUUAUUAUUUCCCUGUUAAGCGGAUUUGUUGGUAUUAUCCCUACCUAUCAUAGCCUUAUAUAUGGAAUACAAAUUAAACAAUAUAGGAGUGGAUGCCGUGAUGACCCUAAUCUUAGUUUUGUCCUUAAUAUUGUUUGUCUAUUUUUUGGCUAGCAUUUUAACUUCUCUGUAGAUUGAAAUGAUUGAAAAUUGGACUCUUUGUCCAUAUAAACCUAGAAGAGAUACUAAGUAAGGCAGCUUUUUUUAGUUAUAAUCUCAUAUGGGACACAGCAUAUCUGGAAGUCCUUUAGCAAGGAGGAGAACUGUUUAAUUAUAAACCUGUCCACCUCAAAUUACAAGUCUUUAAGUGAUUUAAAUCAACCAAUUAAUGACAAGUGCUAAUCUUUCAGAACAAUGA
Paramecium octaurelia is the source of this 1017-nucleotide messenger RNA. The record is from the annotation of a GenBank genome assembly. NCBI's taxonomy places the organism in Eukaryota, Ciliophora, Oligohymenophorea, Peniculida, Parameciidae.